UAAAUGAAAUUUUAAGCAUUUUAUUAUUGGGAAGUUGGUAAAAGCAAUGGGUCCAGCAGUAAUCUUCAGUUAGAGGGGGGAGAAGAAUCGCAUUGCCCUCACGUUUGAUGCUCUGAUGUUGUAGUUGUUGCUGUUCUUCUUCAACUCUCACUGUUGUUUGUUGUUUCUAUUUGCAGAGAUAAGACAAGCUUUCUAUUUCUGGCGAUUUUCUUUUGGCAGAUUCAUUCGAUUGAAGCUUGAGAAGCUCGAUCCGAGUCUCUUGGGCUUCUUUUCUCCCACUUUCUGCUCCUGGGUUCGACCAAAAGUUGCAUGAGAUAAUUUAUAGAUGAAGUCCUCGUUCUGAGAUGGAGCCGUCUCAGACUUCUUCGAAUGCUGAAAGAGGCGUUCGAAUUCAAGCUCCAUUGGUAGGAUCUGUAUCAUGCUACUGCAGGGUAGAUGCAGGCUUAAAAACUGUUGUUGGGGCAAGGAAAUUUGUUCCAGGAUCAAAGCUUUGCAUACAACCUGAUAUCAACCCUCAUGCACACAAGAGUAAAAACUCCCGCAGGGAGAGGACCAGGAUCCAGCCCCCCCUUAUACCCGGCCUUCCUGAUGAUCUUGCCAUUGCUUGCCUUAUCCGGGUUCCUAGGUUUGAGCAUAGAAAGCUCCGACUAGUCUGCAAGAGAUGGUAUCGGCUUCUUGCUGGUAAUUUCUUUUACUCACUAAGAAAGAAUCUGGGAAUGGCAGAGGAAUGGAUCUAUGUCAUCAAAAGAGAUCGUGAUGGAAGGAUCUCAUGGCAUGCUUUUGACCCUAUCUAUCAGCUCUGGCAGCCACUUCCUCCUGUUCCUGUUGAGUAUUCUGCAGCCCUUGGGUUUGGUUGUGCUGUUUUAAGUGGUUGCCACCUCUAUUUAUUUGGGGGCAAAGAUCCACUCAGAGGAUCCAUGAGACGGGUCAUCUUCUACAGUGCCAGGACAAAUAAAUGGCACCGUGCACCAGAUAUGUUGCGGAAACGCCAUUUCUUCGGUUCUUGUGUAAUUAAUAACUGCCUCUAUGUGGCUGGUGGUGAGUGCGAAGGGAUCCAAAGGACUCUUAGAUCAGCUGAGGUUUACGAUCCCAACAAGAACAGAUGGAGUUUUAUUGCAGACAUGAGCACAGCCAUGGUGCCCUUCAUUGGAGUUGUUUAUAAUGGAAAGUGGUUCCUGAAAGGGCUUGGGUCGCAUCGUCAGGUGAUGAGUGAAGCCUAUAUCCCCGAAACCAACAGCUGGACCCCAAUUCAUGAUGGAAUGGUUUCAGGAUGGCGUAACCCCAGUAUCUCUCUGAACGGGAAGCUCUAUGCCUUGGAUUGUAAGGAUGGGUGCAAACUGAGAGUCUACGAUGAAGCCUCAGAUUCAUGGAACAAGUUUAUGGACAGCAAACUCCACCUGGGGAGCUCACAGGCCCUGGAAGCUGCAGCAAUCGUUCCCCUCAAUGGAAAGCUUUGCAUCAUUCGUAACAAUAUGAGUAUCAGUAUGGUUAAUGUUUCUAGCACAGAUAAAAAUGUGGAGAGUAACCCUCAUCUUUGGGAGACUAUUGGAUCAAAAGGUCACUUUAGGACCCUAGUCACAAACAUAUUGUCCAGCAUUGCAGGUCGAGGUGGUUUAAAGAGUCACAUUGUGCACUGUCAAGUACUCCAGGCAUAAUUGCAGAGGGUUUUUAAAGAUUCCAAACUUGUGUCCGCCCAACUCAGAAGUACCUGCGGAUCCAUUUGUCUUGAUGAGUUUCUGACAAGCAAGGAAUGUCUUCAUUGGUUGGGUUGGGUUCUCAGUCUCCUCAAUGGAGCAGCAUGCUGUCUUUGUUCUUCACAUGUGCUUUCUGCUGGUUCAAUCAACAGUCAUCUGAAGGAUGACAGUGGGAAAAGACAUACUCAGUUUAACAUCAUGUUAAUUGACCAGUUUAUGUGCAAGUUCAGAAGGCAAACAGUGAAUGCAGCGGCUGGAUGUAAAAAGCAGAAGUGGACACACUGGUAUGGAGGAAUCUUGAUUUUAUACACCAAUUUGCGUGUUCCAAACUGGAAGUUUGGAGUAGUAUCGACUUUAAGUUUGUAAACAGGAACUGUUGAAAAAACCAAGUUUAGCAGACUUGGUCGCGGGGUUGUAGAAGCCAUUUUGAACAUCUAGGAGGAGAGAGAGUAUUACAGCAAGCAAGGCCUUUGCACCUUGUUUAGUCUUGUCAGGUAGCUUUGCUCUGUGCGUGUGUGUAUGUUUUCUGUCGUCAAUUAUUCCAUGAAAAGAGAAAAAUAUGUAGUCCUAGUCCCUAGAGCUGAUUUGUGAAUAUGUAUGGAAUCACUGUGUCAAAUCACCACACUGUUGUUGUUUGAAAUGUAUAGUUCCCUUUCGUUUCCAGUCUUGACAGAUGUGGAGGACACAGCCCUGGUUCUUUGGCUUUUCGUGCUUCUGUAUUGUUUCUUGAGGUAAGAUCUACAAUUGUUUUCUUUGUUGAUGAUGGUGGUGGUGGUGGUGUUUAGACCUGUUCAUGGGCCGGGUAGUCCGAUGGGCCAGCCCGACCCCCAGACGGGCUUGGGCAAUGCAUAGCUGAAACGUGCUAUGCACAGAUGCAAAGCUGCCACGUGGUAUUGAGUUGGCGGGCAGAAUGAUAAAUUUAUCCCAUAUCGGAGUACGUGGUUUAUACAAGCUUACAAGUUACAACACACUGAGGCUGCCAUGUGCGCAUAACGUGUCCAUCAUAAGAUGAACUGAAAGAUUGGGUUACUGGUCCUAUAAAUAGGCGAGCACCUUGUAAGUAAAGCUCUCUUUCUCUCUCUCUCAUUUGAAUUGGUGUUUUCUCCUCAUUGAACAGUCCUCACACACACACACCUCACAGUCACAUCCCACUGUGUAUUGGGAACAUCUCCCAUGAAUAAUAAUAUAUAAGUAGGAGAGCUGUGAGGAGCAGAUCCGGACUCCUCUCAUUCUCCAUUCCUAACUCUCCCCACAUCUCAGCACACCUUCUCAUCCUUGUUUCUAGUUCAACUGACUUGAGCGUUGAAGGUCCACCUUGGAGCAGCACUCUAGGGCUUUGGAUGUCUUUUGUGAUUGCGAAUCGCUAAGCCGAGGACUGCACUAGUAUUCAUUCCUAUUCCGAAUAUUUUCAGUAUUUAUCCUUGCUGCAGAUUUUGGCAACAACAGUUUCUGCUAAAUAAUAGGCCUGUUGGAUCUUGGAUGGAUCUCAAGUUAACCUAACAAGCAGACUACUAGUGCGAUGGCUGUUUGUACCUCUCCUAGAGUGGGGUUUCCUUGGCCCGAAACACUAAGAAGGUAUACUUUUCCUUUUGUUUGGACUGCCCACCAGAGUAAAAUCAGCCUUGUCCAAUCCUGCAUUCUGCAGCAAAAACGGUCCUUGCAGUGCCCGGUAAACAAAGCGUUGACUGCUUGUUUUAUUUGGAGUAUGUUAGGGAAACCAAAAAAAAAAAAAAGAAAUACUUGCAGCAAGAGCAAUAAGGUGCUUUGUCUAAUAAAACAUCUCUGGAUUUGGAUUUCAUGUAUGCUUCAAUCAAUUAGGGUGUAAGUGGCUGAAGUCUUUAUCUUCUGUUGAAGGUUGCUUUAUUUCAGAUUCCGCUUCAAAAAAGCUGAAAAUGCUUCUGUCCUGGUUACAGAGCUGAAAAUUCCAGUUAUUAUAUUCUGUAUGAGAAUGAAUCAACGUAUUUUGCCAGCAAUAUUGAGGUCAUAUCCAAAUACUCUA
This is a messenger RNA of Nelumbo nucifera (sacred lotus), 3693 nucleotides long. RefSeq names its product F-box/kelch-repeat protein At1g55270-like. The record is from RefSeq and is a predicted model, not a curated record. Gene Ontology annotation, molecular function: protein binding. Lineage: Eukaryota; Viridiplantae; Streptophyta; Magnoliopsida; Proteales; Nelumbonaceae.